Molecule: messenger RNA, 1016 nt
Organism: Mustela erminea (ermine)
Lineage: Eukaryota; Metazoa; Chordata; Mammalia; Carnivora; Mustelidae
Product: 60S ribosomal protein L5-like
Exons: 1
Coding region: 59-952 (297 amino acids)
Biological process (GO): translation; ribosomal large subunit assembly
Cellular component (GO): ribosome; cytosolic large ribosomal subunit
Molecular function (GO): 5S rRNA binding; structural constituent of ribosome
Source: RefSeq, a predicted model, not a curated record
GUGUUGCUGGGCCUGCUGGUCUGUGGCGAGCUGCGGACGCCGGUCUCUCAUCUGCAGGAUGGGGUUUGUGAAGGUUGUCAAGAAUAAGGCUUACUUCAAGAGAUACCAAGUGAAAUUUAGAAGACGUCAAAAGGGUAAAACUGAUUAUUAUGCCAGGAAACGCUUGGUAAUUCAAGAUAAAAAUAAGUACAACACACCUAAAUACAGGAUGAUAGUUCGUGUAACCAACAGAGAUAUCAUCUGUCAGAUUGCUUAUGCCAGCAUAGAAGGAGAUAUGAUAGUUUGUGCAGCUGAUGCUCAUGAACUCCCAAAGUAUGUUGUGAAAGUUGGCCUAACAAAUUAUGCUGCAGCAUAUUGUACCGGCCUGCUGCUGGCCCGCAGGCUCCUUAAUAGGUUUGGCAUGGACAAGAUCUAUGAAGGCCAAGUGGAAGUGACUGGAAAUGAGUACAAUGUGAAAAGCAUUGAUGGUCAACCUGGUGCCUUCACCUGCUAUUUGGAUGCAGGGCUUGCCAGAACUACUACUGGAAAUAAAGUUUUUGGGGCCCUCAAGGGAGCAGUGGAUGGAGGCUUGUCUAUCCUUCGCAGUACCAAACGAUUCCCUGGUUAUAAUUCAGAAAGCAAGGAAUUCAAUGCAGAAGUACAUCGAAAGCACAUCAUGGGUCAGAAUGUUGCAGAUUAUAUGCGUUACCUAAUGGAAGAAGACGAAGAUGCAUACAAGAAACAAUUCUCUCAAUACAUAAAGAACAACGUAACUCCAGACAUGAUGGAGGAGAUGUAUAAGAAAGCUCAUGCUGCUAUACGAGAGAACCCAGUCUAUGAGAAGAAGCCUAAGAAAGAAGUUAAAAAGAAGAGGUGGAAUCGUCCCAAAAUGUCUCUUGCCCAAAAGAAAGAUCGGGUAGCUCAGAAGAAGGCAAGCUUCCUUCGAGCUCAGGAGCAGGCUGCUGAGAGCUAAUAAACCAAACCACAAUUUUCUAUGAAGAUUUUUCAGAUAUAGACAAUAAUAAACUUUUCAUCAA